AAAAUUUUCUAAUUAUCUGUUUUAUCUUAAGAAAGAGAUAUAUUACUUUCACCACUGGGAUUCAAAGAUCAUAUUGCCAAACAAUGGAACUCCCCUUCAACUUCAUUGCCUUCUUUCUUUUCCUUGCCUUUGUCUUAUGUUUAAUCAAGGAAUGGAAGAGAUCCAAAGCAGCCCAAAAGCUUCCACCAUCUCCUUUAAAGCUACCUGUUAUUGGAAACAUGCACCAUUUGGUCGGUUCCCCACCCCAUCACGCUCUAAGAAAAUUAGCUAGGCAACAUGGAGCUCUGAUGCACCUUCAACUCGGUGAAAUUUCUUCAAUCGUUGUAUCAUCGCCACAUUUGGCUAAAGAGAUCAUGAAAACUCAUGAUCUUGCCUUCGCGAAUCGGGCAGAAUUUCUAACGAGCAAGAUCUUAAUGUAUAACAGCUCAGACAUUGCUUGCUGCCCAUACGGUGACUACUGGAGACAAAUGCGAAAAAUUUGCACUCUGGAACUCCUUAGUGCUAAAAAUGUCCGAUCUUUUGGCUCCAUCAGGCAAGAUGAGGCUUCGCAUCUUGUGGCAUCUGUUCAGGCUUUAGCUGCUGCUGGAAAACUAGUUAACAUAAGCGAGAAACUGUACUCGUACACGAGUUCUAUGGUUUGCAGAGCAGCAUUUGGGAAAGUAAGCAAAGACCUUCACCGUGAAUUCUUACAGCUAACGAGUGAAUCAGCACCCCUUUCAAGUACCUUCGAUAUUUCUGAUCUGUUUCCAUCUUUCAAGAUUCUUCAUCCCCUCCUUUCGGUCAAGAGCCAACUGGUUAAGAUCCAUCUUAAGAUGGAUAAACUGCUUGGCAACAUAAUUGAUCAGCACAUCGACAACCUAGCCAGAACAAAUAUGGCCACUGGUGAAUCCGGCAAUGAAGAUCUAAUUGAUGUUUUACUUCGAGUUAAAGAAAGCGGUGACCUUCAAUUUCCAAUCGCCAAUAAUAACAUCAAGGCUAUUGUAAUAGACGUGUUUUCAGCCGGAACUGAAACUUCAUCCACGACUGUGGAAUGGGCUAUGUCAGAGAUGGUUAGAAAUCCAAAUGUUAUGGCCAAAGCUCAAUCUGAAAUAAGGACAGCCUUCAAGGGAAAGAAAAAAAUUGAAGAAACUGAUAUUCAAGAAUUGAAGUACCUAAAGUUAGUGAUCAAAGAAACUCUUAGGUUACAUCCUCCAGUCCCUUUGCUAGUUCCUAGAGAAUGCAGGGAGGAAUGUGAAAUUGAGGGAUACACCAUUCCCGUCAAGACAAGAGUCUUAGUCAAUGCCUGGGCAAUAGGGAGAGAUCCUGAGUAUUGGGAUGAUCCGGAGAGUUUUAAACCAGACAGAUUCAAAACCAAUCCAGUUGAUUUCACAGGAACUCACUUCGAGUAUCUACCGUUUGGUGCAGGCAGGAGGAUGUGCCCUGGAAUUUCAUUUGGCUUAGCUAAUGUUGACCUUCCUUUAGCUCUUCUGCUUUACCACUUCAACUGGAAACUCCCGAAUGGCCUUGAUCCCUGUGACUUAGACAUGUCAGAGACAGUAGGAAUAACAGCAUCAAGAAAAGAUAGCCUUCGUUUGCUAGCCACAUCAUAUGAUCCUUAGCUUCAAAAGCCAUAUUAAGCUUCUGUGGAUUCAACACAUGAGCUGCGACUGGGCUCUCAUGAUUCUGUCACAUUUUCGAUUCUCGAUUUUAAUUUGCUAUCAAUAUAUUAUGGGGCAUAUGUUCUGUUUAUGUUUGAAAUACAAUUGUUGUUGAUAGAAGAUGUAAUUUCAACCUAAGCCUUGAUAAGGCUAAAGCAUAGCUGUCUUUGAUUACAACACUCGAGUAUG
Molecule: messenger RNA, 1826 nt
Organism: Coffea eugenioides
Lineage: Eukaryota; Viridiplantae; Streptophyta; Magnoliopsida; Gentianales; Rubiaceae
Product: premnaspirodiene oxygenase-like
Exons: 2
Coding region: 84-1598 (504 amino acids)
Molecular function (GO): heme binding; iron ion binding; monooxygenase activity
Source: RefSeq, a predicted model, not a curated record